AUGCAGCCAACCGUGCAUGGACAGACGCGCUACAUUGUGCGGUUUCCCCAACUCACAGAUUCAGACUUCAAGCACUGGGAGGUGUACACUGACUCCAGCUUUGGCGAGGGCUACUCUCGUGCUGAGUUUGUCCGCUCGAGACGCCCGGCCACAGGCCCCACGGCGAUUGGUCAAACUGUCUUUUCGGGGGAUGGUGGUGGUGCCACCGCCUAUUUUGAUGCGCGCGUCUCAGGUGACGAGUCAGUGGCGAUGGAACCGUGGGAAAAGGACAAACACCCCUACUCCAUUACUUACUCAGCUGAUCGAGCUCAGCGUAUUCCUGAACCCGCGAGCCCCUCUGCCUACAUCAAU
Messenger RNA from Dibothriocephalus latus, 351 nucleotides. NCBI's taxonomy places the organism in Eukaryota, Metazoa, Platyhelminthes, Cestoda, Diphyllobothriidea, Diphyllobothriidae. The record is from the annotation of a GenBank genome assembly.